Messenger RNA from Daldinia childiae, 825 nucleotides. RefSeq names its product Urease accessory protein G. The transcript has 2 exons. Lineage: Eukaryota; Fungi; Ascomycota; Sordariomycetes; Xylariales; Hypoxylaceae. Bases 1 to 825 code for a protein of 274 amino acids. The record is from RefSeq and is a predicted model, not a curated record. Gene Ontology annotation, molecular function: GTPase activity; nickel cation binding.
AUGGCGACGGCUCACUUGCACUCCCAUGAUGGAGUUGCCACUAACCAUUCCCACGAUGGCUUCUCCGUUGCCGAGCACGGGCACUCGCACGAGAUCCUCGAUGGGCCUGGGAGCUUCCUCGGGCGAGAGAUGCCCAUUAUCGAGGGCCGUAAUUGGAACGAGCGAGCCUUUACCGUUGGAAUCGGAGGCCCCGUCGGCUCCGGCAAAACCGCCCUAAUGCUAGCCCUCUGCCUCGCCCUGCGCCAGCAAUACUCCAUCGCAGCCGUAACCAACGACAUAUUCACACGAGAAGACGCCGAAUUCCUAACGCGACACCUCGCGCUGCCCGCCCCGCGCAUCCGCGCCAUCGAAACCGGCGGGUGCCCGCACGCCGCCGUCCGCGAGGACGUAUCCGCGAACCUAGCCGCGCUCGAGGACCUGCACCGCGCCUUCGCCACCGACCUCCUGCUCAUCGAGUCCGGCGGCGACAACCUAGCCGCCAACUACAGCCGCGAGCUCGCCGACUUCAUCAUCUACGUCAUCGACGUCAGCGGCGGCGACAAGAUCCCUAGGAAGGGCGGCCCCGGCAUCACCCAGAGCGACUUGCUCGUCGUGAACAAGACCGACUUGGCCGAGGCCGUCGGCGCCGAUUUGGGCGUCAUGGAGCGCGACGCUAGGAAGAUGAGGGAGGGGGGACCGACGGUGUUUGCGCAGGUGAAGAAGGGGGUUGGCGUGGAUCAUAUUGUGAAUUUGAUUGUUAGCGCGUGGAAGGCUAGUGGUGCUGAGGAGGUGUGUAAGGCGAAUGGGGGACCGAGGCCGACGGCUGGGUUGGAGACGUUAGUUUAA